UGGCCCCCGCGCGCACGCCCCGCCCCCCUUUCCCCCUUCUUUUUUUUUUACUGCUAUUUGAACCCUCGCGCUUCCGCCAUCUUCCUCAGCCGAGGGAGAAAAGAGCGAGAGCGAAGACCGAGCGGAGAGAGGAAGAAAGAACGAAGCCUCGGCAAGACGCAGCAUGGCCGCCCCGCAAGGAGAACCCCAAGUCCAGUUUAAGCUUGUUUUGGUUGGUGAUGGUGGUACUGGUAAAACUACAUUUGUAAAGCGCCACUUGACUGGUGAAUUUGAGAAGAAAUAUGUAGCUACUCUGGGUGUUGAAGUCCAUCCUCUGGUGUUCCAUACUAACAGAGGUCCGAUUAAAUUUAAUGUGUGGGACACAGCUGGGCAAGAAAAAUUUGGGGGUCUGCGAGAUGGCUAUUACAUCCAAGCUCAAUGUGCCAUCAUAAUGUUUGAUGUGACAUCAAGAGUUACAUACAAGAACGUACCCAACUGGCAUAGAGAUCUGGUACGGGUGUGUGAGAACAUCCCCAUAGUUUUGUGUGGCAACAAAGUGGAUAUCAAGGACAGAAAAGUCAAAGCAAAAUCGAUUGUUUUUCACCGGAAGAAGAAUUUGCAGUAUUAUGAUAUUUCAGCCAAGAGUAACUACAACUUUGAGAAGCCUUUUCUCUGGCUGGCAAGAAAGCUGAUUGGAGAUCCCAACUUGGAAUUUGUUGCCAUGCCUGCUCUUGCACCACCUGAAGUUGUUAUGGAUCCAGCACUGGCAGCACAAUAUGAGCAGGAUUUACAGAUUGCUCAGACCACUGCACUGCCAGAUGAAGAUGAUGACCUGUAAGAUAGUGAAGCUGGAGCCCAGCAUCAGAAGUCUAGUUUUAUAGGCAACUGUUCUGUCAUGUCAGUGGUGCAGCGUGUUUGCCACUUUAUUAUUCUAGCUGAGCAUAACAUGUGCUUUAAUCUUUGGGAUGCUGAAAAAGAGAGAAUGGGCUUUGGAGUGAAUGUGGCAGUUUAAAUAAAAUUCCUUCAUUUUGGACCUGCAUAUUUAGCUGUUUUGGACUGCAAUUUGCUCUUAUUUGAGUUACAAAUCUAUUGCAGUCACGGCACAGUAUUCAGUGGUAAAACCUGUUUGUUACUGUCAUUCCCAUUCCUUUUCGUUUAGAUCAUAAUAAAGUUGUGUUUCAAAUAUUCAAUAAAGUGUCUCUUUGUCA
Messenger RNA from Anolis carolinensis (green anole), 1187 nucleotides. It is a transcript of the gene ran, whose product is annotated as RAN, member RAS oncogene family. NCBI's taxonomy places the organism in Eukaryota, Metazoa, Chordata, Lepidosauria, Squamata, Anolidae. Bases 164 to 817 code for a protein of 217 amino acids. The record is from RefSeq and is a predicted model, not a curated record. The transcript is spliced from 7 exons. Gene Ontology annotation, cellular component: cytoplasm; nucleus. Gene Ontology annotation, molecular function: GTPase activity; GTP binding. Gene Ontology annotation, biological process: protein import into nucleus; ribosomal subunit export from nucleus.